UACUCGUGUCGUGUCGCGUUGAGGUUUCGGCCACCGUUUUCUUAUUUCAGCAGAUUUCUUUAGGUAGUUUAGAGUUGUUGGAUUUUGCCUUUAUAAUAGCUUCACUCAUUUAUUUAUCUUUCUUUCUAUGCGAGUGAAUUUUCCAUUAUGUUUCGUUUUCCCCGCCUUAUCUAGCUUCAGAAAAUGUUGAACUGAUUCGUGUUCCUUGUUGAGGUGACUCUAUCGUUUGUGCUAUUUCGUUCAACGUUUUUUCGUUUUUUGUUAGAAUUUUGUCGGUAUCCUAAUGUCUUGUAUUCACUAUAAGUUCCGAAGUGCUUUAGAAUAUGACACAAUUACAUUCGACGGACUUUCUAUUUCGCUUGCCGACCUUAAACAGUCAAUCAUUACUCAGAAAAAAUUCGGAAAGAACAGUGAUUUUGACCUGGAGGUUACCAAUGCUCAGACGAAAGAAGAAUACAAAGAUGAGAUGACAAUGAUACCCAAGAAUUCUUCUGUGGUUGUUCGUCGUAUUCCAGUUGGUACAAAGAGUAAAGCUCAACUGGCAGCGGAUAGAGCAUCUCCUUUUUCAAGUGGAGAGCAGAAAACAAGUGGUUUCCAAGAUUACCAAGUUGUAAAAUCCAACAAGUUAAGCAAGGUGACUGAUUUGGCCAAUGCUGAUGCAUCAGAGGAAGAUAAGCUGAAGGCAAUGAUGAAACAGUCAGGAGAGGAUUGGGAUCCAUCACAGUAUGUGAAAGGGCGUCGUCCUUAUGCACCAGGUGUACCAGUGCCACAAAGCUAUGUUUGUUACAGGUGUGGAAAACAUGGGCACUUCAUAAGGAACUGUCCUACCAAUGGAGAUGCUAGAUUUGAUGUUCCAAAGGUGAAACGCACAACAGGUAUUCCUCGAACUUUUCUGAGCACAGCAGAGGGUACAUCAUCACCACCAACCAGUAGCCUGUCACCUUCAAAUCAAGAAGAUGAAACCAAAUCAAAAGGAAAAGAAAAAACUCCACAGUCUGCUGGUAACAAGAAAGUUCCUGCUGAGCUACGGUGCCCCUCUUGUAGCAAUUUACUGACAGAUGCUGUGCUCAUCCCAUGUUGUGGAACAAGUUACUGUGAUGACUGCAUAAGAAACUACCUUUUGGAGAAUGAUCAGGAAUGUCCAUCAUGUGGAACAGAGAAUGUUUCACCUGAUUCACUGGUUAUUAACAAACAGCUUAGGCAGGCUGUGAACACUUUCAAAAAUGCCAGACCUGCCAGCCCUUUUGUAACCCAAUUGCCACCAAAGACUAAUGAGGCAACUGCACCAACUACCACCAACACAGAUGGUAAACAAAUCACACCAGCAACUAAGGUUGAACCUGCAAGCAGUAGUCAAGAAAAAGCUGCCUCAGAUCCUAAACCAAAUGAACCUCAAGCAACAAAACUGACAAGUGAUGCUGAAAAUAGGAUAAAAGAAAGUUCCCCAAAGCCUGUCAAACAAGUAUCAAGUCAGCCUCAACAAAUCAGAAUCCACCACCGUGAUGGUCCAAUACAGCAAGGUCUUGGUUUGAAUCAAGUCAGGCUUCCUUUUGAUCCUCGUAGAAGACCAGGCGAUUUUCCCCUAAGGGGACCACCUCGUGUACCUGAAAUGCGUCACGGGUUAUCGGAACCCAUUAGACCCCACGGACUUCCCCCGGAACAUGUGCCCCGUGUACCUGCUAUCCGUCCGGGUUUGAGUGGUCUUCGCCACCCCGGUCCACCUCCUUAUCUCCCCCCGGCAAUCAGAGGGAUGCAUGCAGCAGCACCUGCUCUUCCUCGUAUGCCUCCUGUUCCUGCCCUGGUUGCGGCUCCUUUGCCACGCCAUCCAGCCUUCGGACCACCCGCGAUGUUCGACCCACUCCAUCCUGGCGACCGACCUGGGUCUCUCACGCCGCCAAUGUCCGAACGAGAGUUCUACAAAAUGCAAAAGAAACUAAAAACGAGAGGCAAGAAAAAGCGAGAGCAUUCGUCUACCACUCGUCCCAAAAAAGUUCCUAGGAAGGAGGGUAGUAGCUUCGACUUUGAUGACGAGCUCCUAGAAUACAGAGAACUUCAGAAAAGCCGUCAACGUUUACGUUCUCGUUCUUUGACUCCAACUCGCUCAUGGUCGCGCUCGCCAUCACUCCGAUCACGGUCAAGGUCACGGUCCUUUUCACGCUCAAGAUCGCGGUCACGUUCCCUUUCACGAUCCUCUGGAAGUCCCGCACGAGCGCCCACUCCAGAGGGCUGGGACGAAUCCAGGUCUCCUUCGCCUACUCCGUCACGUGGUCAGAGUGGCGGCGCAAAUUCUGCAGAAGAGCAGAAAAAGAGACAUAAAAAGAGAAGAAAGGAACAGAAAAGUACAGGACAGAAGAAACAGAAGACUUCGCAUAAAGAUGAAAAGCCAAUGGAACAGAAGGCGGGAAUUGGUGGUGUUAAGGAGGAGGAGAAAAAGAAGCUCAAAAAGCAGAAUGUGAAAGAUGACAAGGGUGAGAUGAAGGACAAGACUACGAGGGUAGAAAAAGACAAAGAUAAACCGAAAGAAAGUAAAACGAGUAAAGAGAAAGAAAAAUUAAAGAAAAAGGAUAAGGACAAGAAAAUAGUUAGUGAUAGGGAGGGGAAAGGAAAGGAGAGAGACAGCAAGAAACAGGGUGAAAAGAAAUUAGUAAAGAAAAGCAAAGAGGGAAAGGAAAUAGGAAAGAAAAGCAAAGAGGGAAAAGAGAAACGGAAGAAAAAAGAUAAGGAUAAGAAAGAGGAGUCCUCGGGUAAAAAACGUAAGAGUAAAAAGAAACACAAGAAACAUAAACGGCAUAAAAAGGGAAAAAAUAGGGGAGAGAAGGCUGGCAGUGAAGAAGAGGAGGCAGGGAAUAACUUUGAAAGUAAGGAGAAUGAAAAUAAGGAUGAAUCAUCUGAGGCUGGCAACCCUGAUGGUAAAACUACCACAGAUGAAGAAAAAGAUGAUCGAGGAACCGAUGGAGCUGGGCAUCAGGAAGAAAGUGAUGAGGAAGGAAGUGAUAGUGAUGAAGGAGAUAAAGAAGAUAUGGAGGAGGAUGGAAAAGACCAAGAGGGGAAAAAAGUACACGAGAGUGAUGAUGUCUGGGAGAAGUCGAGUGAAAGUGAUGAAGAUAUGGCAGAGAACGGAAGCGACUUGGAGGAACAAGACUGCAGAAAAGCUAAGACGUCUAUGGCUAAAGUAAGUGAAGUGAAAGGGAAGAAUCAAAGAGAAGAGGAAUUACUAGAAAGUGAUCAGGAGGCUGAAAAAAGGGUGAAAGGAAAUGAAGAGAGGCUUGAAGGAAAGGAAAGCGACACUGAUAAUGAUUUGAUGGAAAAGAAAUUGCUCGAAAGUGACAACGAUAGUGACCGAGAAGCUGAAAAUACUAAAGAUUGUAAACCAGAGGGUGAACAGAAUGUUGAGAAAGUGGAAGAAGAAGAGAUGGAAAAACACGAGAGCGAUAGAGAAAAUGAAGUGAAGACUGGAAAUGGUCAGGAGGGAUUCCAUCCAGAAUUAAGUGCUGAACGAUCCAAAGAGGAAGAAUCAAGAUUUACUGCGAAAAAACGAGAAAAUGGGAACCAUCAAGUAGAACUGCAAGAGGAUAAGAAUAGAUAGAUACCUAACAAAUUUUGUGUAUAGUUAAACAAAUCAAAAGUAUAACAUCAAACUUCUCGCUUCUGUCGGUAAGAUUUCUAUCCUUUGACCAACCAGAUGGGGGAGAGAGAGAGAUCAGACCAGAUGUGAGAGCGAUCUUCCGAAGUUGAACUGCCUUUGAUUUUAAUGAACUUGUUCGUCUUUGUUUUGAUUUGUCCUGUGGUGACUCGUAACGGGAGCAUACAGUGCUGUCCAUCAUCAGGGUGAAAGGGUCCUAGGAAGGUUGAGUCACAAUGACUCUUCCCAUGUUUCUAUCAUAUGUUAAUUAUUAGGUUAAAAAAAAAAAAAAGAAAAGAAAAGAAAACCACUAGGUUUCAAAUAGGUUGAAAUUGUACCUAACUGCUUAAGAAAAACGAGACCAGUCAAAUCCACAGUGAAACUGUACAAAAAAAAUUUAAAUGCUCCGUUAUCAAACAUUAGUGCGUCAUGUUGAACUGACACUUAGCUUUUCUAAUACCUGUUUAUUAAGUAUGCUUGAAUAACCGUGUGGUAAU
Molecule: messenger RNA, 4119 nt
Organism: Pocillopora verrucosa
Lineage: Eukaryota; Metazoa; Cnidaria; Anthozoa; Scleractinia; Pocilloporidae
Product: E3 ubiquitin-protein ligase RBBP6
Biological process (GO): protein ubiquitination; ubiquitin-dependent protein catabolic process
Cellular component (GO): nucleus
Molecular function (GO): ubiquitin protein ligase activity; nucleic acid binding; zinc ion binding
Source: RefSeq, a predicted model, not a curated record